Messenger RNA from Dermacentor silvarum, 4984 nucleotides. Its product is annotated as vitellogenin-6-like. NCBI's taxonomy places the organism in Eukaryota, Metazoa, Arthropoda, Arachnida, Ixodida, Ixodidae. The record is from RefSeq and is a predicted model, not a curated record. Gene Ontology annotation, biological process: lipid transport. Gene Ontology annotation, molecular function: lipid carrier activity.
UCUCACUCGCCCUGGCUAAUGCAACCCGGUAUUUAAGACCUCCAAAGUGCGAGCGGAGGCUCACAGCUCCGCUUGGAAUGGGCGUGAGCUCGCGAACUGCCAACAUGAGAGUGCUAUGGUUACUGCUGCUGGCUGCUGCCGCCUCCGGCUUCGAGGUCGGCAAGGAGUAUGUGUACGAGUACAAGGGAACGAUGCAUGUUCUAAACCCUGAGCAGCGGCAUCAAUUGACUGGUCUUGGGUUCCGAAGCAAGGUCAUCGUGCAGCCUAAGCCCGAUCACACCCACUUUAAGAUCGUGAACUUCGAAGCGGACACGUUCAACUCGGACGAGAUCGACCUGACUCAUCACGAGUUCAACUACGCGUCGAAUGAUCAUCUCCACGGCGCUCUCGAACAACCUUUUGCGGCCAAGUUCGACGAAGGAAAGAUCGAGGAGAUCGAGAUCGGCAAGAGCGAACCCUUGUGGGUGAGGAACGUGAAGAAGGGCGUGCUGUCCCUCUUCCAACUGGACCUCGUCAAGGGACGUCACGAGCACCACGAUGACAAGGAGUACCACGUCAAAGAGGAUGGUCUGCACGGUCCUUGCGAGACGAUGUACGUCGUGCAUGAAGAAGAACAUGACUACAUUGAGGUGACCAAGGUUAAGAACCUGGAGAAGUGCGACCGCCACCACAUUGCGAAGUUAGGCGUGAAGGGGGCCAAGAAUUGCCUCAAGUGCAAGUCGGAAGAACCGCACCCCUACUCCUCUACAUCUGAGGUGUAUUACGAACUCAAAGGAACCGCGCAGCAUUACGUGAUUGCGCAUGCCUGGGCCGAGUCUGGAUACCUGUUCAAGCCUCACGGCGAGGGCAAGAAGAUUCACGUGAAACUGAAUAACACCCUGGACCUUCUGGAGGAGCACGACCCCACCACGGAAACCGCGCUUGCCGAGGACGCCGUAAAGGAGCACUCUCUGGCACAGGAGCUCUACACGACUGGUGACCUGCAGACUCACGACGAGCUCAAGCACCCCAAUGCUGGUUACAAGCACUUCGAGGUUCACGCCAACAAGGAAAAAUUCGCGGAAGGCCUGCACCAGCUGGCGCAAUUGGAGUACACGGACGAUGACAUCAAGGAGAUCGACAACAAGGCGAGCGGAAGCCAGUUAUUCAUCAUCCUGUUCCGCUCUUUCGGUAGCUUCGACUACGACGAGAUCAACGAAAUAUACCAGAACCACGUGCUUUCUGCCCCGGCGGAACUCAAGGACAGCAUCCUUCACGCGUUCCUGGACCUCCUCGCCGCGGCCGGCAUGAACCCUCACGUCACCUUUGGCCUGAACCUGAUCAAGAAUAACGAGCUGAAACCAGUGGACGCCCGCCGCUUCUACGGGCAACUCCACCUGAACCUGAAGGAAGUCAGCACUGCCAUGAUUCACCAAAUUGCCGACUCGUGCAAAUCCGAGGCCGUCAAGAGCAACCGAGAAACUUGGAGUACCUGCAAAUUCGCUGCCAGCACGGUCGCAAGCAGCAGGGGAUGCAAGCACGCCCACAAUGACCACGAGGAGGACCAUGGCUACUGCAGCCCCGAGAUCGUCUCGCACAUCUUCAACUACUCAGUCACGCCGGCAGACACACACGCCGAGUCCGAGUUCGAGAGCAACGUCUACCUGCGUGUGGCUGGCAACCUGGGCACACGGAAAGCGAUGCACUACCUGGAGCGCUUCAUCUGCCCCAAGUGGCACGCGAGCGAACCCAAGAGGAUGGCCGCCCUCUGGGCGCUGAAGCAGGCCUCCAAGCACCACCCUGAUCUGGCACACUCUAUCGCCCUGCCCGUCUUCUACAACACGAGCGAACCGAGCGAGAUCCGUAUCGCUUCUUUCCUCGUCGUCUUGUUCAGCCACCCCGAGCUCUACCUACUGCGUCACAUCGCUCGCGAGAUGGUCACCGAGCCCAGCGACCAGGUGGUGGCGUUCGUGUCAAGCGCAUUCCGCUCCUUGGCCAAGUCUAAAUACCCCUGCCAUCGAGAACUUGCCCAGCAGAUGCGCUACGUGCUGCCAGAAUGGGACCACGACACGAGGUUCAGGAGGCCCGUAGACAAGGCUUCGUCUCACCUACUCAUCUCUUCCACAUACAGCCCCAAAUACGACUACGGUGGCAUGACGUCAUCGGUGUUGCUCCGCUCGCACGACAGCUACCUGCCCCGGAACAUGUAUAUUAUGCUGAGAGACUACAAGGCUGGCCACAACUUUGACACGCUCACCCUCGAGUUCGAGAGCUGGGGCCUCGACAAGUUCCUCAAUCACAUGCUGGGCCCACAGCCCGGAUCCACGAAGAACCUUUGGAAUUUCAUGGGCCGUCGCCGCAUCCCGCGUGAUGCAUCGGCUAAGGAGCGAAAGGAGAUCGAUGAAGCCCUGCACAUCACCGACCGAGAGUACGACCCGAUGUACGCACGUCUAAGCCUGUCCAUCUUUGGAAAGACCGUCGAUACUUACAGCAUCGACGAGAACUUCUUGGCCACACUGCAGCAGAAAAAAGACAAACCAGAGGAGACCGUUCAGAAGUUGUUGGGCGCUGAAGUCCGCAAGAAGUAUUUCUACUUGACUAAGGACGUAACUGUGUUGAUGCCAAGCGAGUUGGGCUUGCCAGUCAUCUUCGACUUCAAGCAGGCUGAGUUUAUCUACGGAAAGCGAGAGAAGAUGGCUCUCACCCACGGCGACAACGCAGAGCUCAACUUGGACAUCAAGCGCCACUACCUAUACGACGUCGCGUCUUACCAGAUGUUUGGCUUCACGGCGGAGUUCACCAAGCUGGGGCUCGGAACGGGCUAUGGUGCCAGGACAGUCGUCUCCUGGCCGCUCGACCUCAAGGUGACCCUGGCACCACUCGAGGGCAAGCUGAGCCUGCACCGGCCUGUGCACCUGCCCUGGAACGUUGUCAACCACAACUUCCAGCUUACAUUCGCCAUGCCCUUCGACACUCACGCGGACCCAUCACACGCACAGACUGAGUUCCACAAGCUGGUGAAACCUCUCUACCGACCUGAAGAACUGACCGAGUUCGACCGCCACUACUUCGACGACACCUUUGGCGUAAACCUGAACGUCAAGGGCCACUUGAUCAGCAAGGGCCUGCACCGGGCUGUGCGCGAGGUCUACCACGAGAUGUCGUGCCGGGAGCGAUUCUACUACAUGGCCGUCAAUCCUCGCUGGCACCCACGUGACAUCAAGAUCUACGCCCUCCCCGCUACCCAAGAUGCCACCAAGGAACUGGACAUCGACAUUUCGUACAAGUUCUUGGAGCCCGACGACGAACGGCACAGCCACUUCAACGUCCACGACCAAAUCGCCGACGAUCCCGAGGUGCCUUCCACCCACGUGCUCAGACUCGACGUCAACUUCAAGGGUGAGACCAAGGAGCGAAAGGUGGCCGCCGAGUUGCGCUACUCUUUCAACCAUGACCUCUUCAACCACAAGUUGCAGUUCUUCUACGAAAGGACACCGUUCAGCCACGCUGACACCGAAGGACUGAAGAUCUGUCUGGACGCAUCGGCGAAGUUCCCCAAGCCCGACUGGAGCGUAACUAAUUUCGCUACGUUCUACGCGGGGCAACACGUCGACGCCCACCUUGACGUCCACUACGGAAGCACCUGCGAAGCCGGGUCGAGUAUCACAAUUAACGGCAAGUUCACGCACACCGACGAGGACGAACAGCAGUUGGCUGCCGCGGCAGAAGGCAAGGCAGUCGGCAGGAACAGGUUCAGCCCCACAUUCCUCCACUGGCUCGCUAACAAGUGCCACCAUACGCAAAAGAACGGUCUCCCGUUCAGCCACUACUGCUACAGACUGCUCCGUUACUCCAGUCGCAUGGGCAAGUUCACCGCAGACGUAGAGUGGAAGAACUACAAGUCCCUGCUCAACCGCUUGGCACCAUACUACGCGAAACGCUACGCGUACAAACCCUGGAAAGCCGGCUUCCUUGGUGUGCUUCGCUCAUACUUCACGGGUGACCAUGGCAAGCUCCACGUCGUCUCUCAAGUUCCCUGGUGGCGUGCCUGCGAGAAGCCGCACACCAACAUGAUCGUCACAACCGAGGACGGCCACCAGCACGAACACUGGGAGGUGCCCACGUUUAGCAAGAUCCUCGAGCCAAGGGUCUUCGCGAUAACCGGUUACUCGAACGCCGCGGAGUACUCUAAGCUCUACAGACACAAGUACUGCGACCUGCAGUCUCACAGCGUGCGUACUUUCGACGGCACCGUGGUCCAGCUGCCCGAGACAGACUGCUACAAAGUGGUCGCCCGCGACUGCUCGCCUAACAAGAGGUUCGUGGUCCUGGCUCGUGCCACGAACAACCCGUCGCACACCAAGGCACUCAAGGUGUUCAUCCACACGACGAUGAUUGACAUCUUGCCAUUGGACGACGACUCCGGUCUGGUGGUGCGCGUAGACGGAACCAAAGUAGACAUCGCGCCUGAGCAUCCCUACAGCCACACCGCUCACGACGCUGAGCUGUUCAGGAUCAAGAAGGAGGCCACCAAGUGGUACAAGCUGGACUCCGAGUCAUAUGGCCUCCACUUGGGAUUCGGCGGAAACAUGCUCGUGGUCGAGGUGGCUCCGUUCUACCGAGGAAAGCUGUGCGGUCUGUGUGGUGACUACAAUCUGGAUAAGGACCACGAGCUGACCGGUCCCGACGGCCACCUGUACAACAACACGCUCGAGUUCGCCAAGAGCUACGUUGUGCCCAGCGCGGACUGCCACGCACCAGCCCACUAAUUGUCCUUGGCGGCGCACGCUCUAAUCGACCAUCACAUCAUUAAAACGAGCAUACCUCCUGCAAACUCCUAUGAAUAAAAAGCAGAGAGUCGAACCGGAAGGAAGAGACGACUUCUAGCUUUCUCUAACGGCUACCUCCGGGGACAGCUCUGAAGUAUUAACCCUUCAACAAAAUGCAAUGUCACUAUUCCUUCAUGAUGUAUAUUGUAAAAAAGGCAAUAAAGAACGAAGUGAUC